GCAGAGCCAAAGCCGGGAGCCCAAGCGGCCGCCGGAUCGCAGCCCGUGGGGCCAGCCGCAACCAUGGGCAACCGUGGCAUGGAGGAUCUAAUCCCGCUGGUCAACCGGCUGCAGGAUGCCUUCUCCGCCAUCGGCCAGAACGCGGACCUCGACCUGCCGCAGAUCGCUGUGGUGGGCGGCCAGAGCGCCGGCAAGAGCUCGGUGCUCGAGAAUUUCGUAGGCAGGGACUUCCUGCCCCGAGGAUCUGGCAUUGUCACCCGACGCCCCCUGGUCCUGCAGCUGGUCAAUGCUACCACAGAAUAUGCCGAGUUCCUGCACUGCAAGGGGAAGAAAUUCACCGACUUCGAGGAGGUGCGCCUGGAGAUUGAGGCUGAGACCGACCGGGUGACUGGCACUAACAAGGGCAUCUCUCCGGUGCCCAUCAACCUCCGCGUCUACUCGCCGCACGUGCUGAACCUGACCUUAGUGGACCUGCCCGGAAUGACCAAGGUCCCAGUGGGGGACCAACCUCCCGACAUCGAGUUCCAGAUCCGGGACAUGCUUAUGCAGUUCGUCACCAAGGAGAAUUGCCUCAUCUUGGCCGUGUCCCCAGCCAACUCCGACCUGGCCAACUCUGAUGCCCUCAAGGUCGCCAAGGAGGUGGACCCCCAGGGUCAGCGCACCAUCGGGGUCAUCACUAAGCUGGACCUGAUGGACGAGGGCACAGAUGCCCGUGAUGUUCUGGAGAACAAGCUGCUCCCGCUGCGCAGAGGCUACAUUGGAGUGGUGAACCGGAGCCAGAAGGACAUCGAUGGGAAGAAGGAUAUCACGGCUGCCUUGGCUGCUGAACGCAAGUUCUUCCUCUCCCACCCUUCCUACCGCCACUUGGCUGACCGCAUGGGCACGCCCUACCUGCAGAAGGUCCUUAACCAGCAACUGACAAACCACAUCCGGGACACGCUGCCAGGGCUGCGGAACAAGCUUCAGAGCCAGCUGCUGUCCAUUGAGAAGGAGGUGGAGGAGUACAAGAACUUCCGCCCUGAUGACCCAGCGCGCAAGACCAAGGCUCUGCUGCAGAUGGUCCAGCAAUUUGCUGUAGACUUUGAGAAGCGCAUUGAGGGCUCAGGGGACCAGAUCGAUACCUAUGAACUGUCGGGGGGAGCCCGCAUCAACCGGAUCUUCCAUGAGCGCUUCCCCUUUGAACUGGUCAAGAUGGAGUUUGACGAGAAGGAACUCCGAAGGGAGAUCAGCUAUGCCAUUAAGAAUAUACAUGGCAUUAGGACAGGCCUCUUCACACCUGACCUCGCCUUUGAAGCCACAGUGAAAAAGCAGGUGCAGAAGCUUAAAGAGCCCAGUAUCAAGUGUGUGGAUAUGGUAGUCAGUGAGCUCACAGCCACCAUCAGAAAGUGUAGCGAAAAGCUCCAGCAGUACCCCCGGCUGCGGGAGGAGAUGGAGCGCAUCGUGACCACCCACAUCCGGGAGCGCGAGGGCCGCACCAAGGAGCAGGUCAUGCUCCUCAUCGAUAUUGAACUGGCUUACAUGAAUACCAACCAUGAGGACUUCAUAGGCUUUGCCAAUGCUCAGCAGAGGAGCAACCAGAUGAACAAGAAGAAGGCUUCAGGGAACCAGGAUGAGAUUCUGGUCAUCCGGAAGGGCUGGCUGACCAUCAACAACAUCGGUAUCAUGAAGGGGGGCUCCAAGGAGUAUUGGUUUGUGCUGACCGCCGAGAAUCUGUCCUGGUACAAGGAUGACGAGGAGAAAGAGAAGAAAUACAUGCUGUCCGUGGACAACCUGAAGCUGCGGGACGUGGAGAAGGGCUUCAUGUCCAGCAAGCACAUCUUUGCCCUCUUCAACACGGAGCAGAGGAACGUCUACAAGGAUUAUCGGCAGCUGGAACUGGCCUGCGAGACACAGGAGGAGGUGGAUAGCUGGAAGGCCUCCUUCCUGAGAGCUGGCGUGUACCCCGAGCGUGUUGGGGACAAAGAGAAAGCCAGUGAGACAGAGGAGAAUGGCUCAGACAGCUUCAUGCACUCCAUGGACCCACAGCUGGAGCGGCAGGUGGAGACCAUCCGGAACUUGGUGGACUCAUACAUGGCCAUCGUCAACAAGACUGUCCGGGACCUCAUGCCUAAGACCAUCAUGCACCUCAUGAUCAACAAUACCAAGGAAUUCAUCUUCUCGGAGCUGCUGGCCAACCUGUACUCGUGCGGGGACCAGAACACACUGAUGGAGGAGUCGGCCGAGCAGGCGCAGCGGCGCGACGAGAUGCUGCGCAUGUACCACGCACUGAAAGAGGCGCUCAGCAUCAUCGGCGACAUCAACACGACCACUGUCAGCACGCCCAUGCCCCCGCCCGUGGACGACUCCUGGCUGCAGGUGCAGAGCGUACCGGCUGGACGCAGGUCACCCACGUCCAGCCCCACACCGCAGCGCCGAGCCCCCGCGGUGCCCCCAGCCCGGCCCGGGUCGCGGGGCCCUGCUCCUGGGCCUCCGCCUGCUGGGUCCGCCCUAGGGGGGGCGCCCCCCGUGCCCUCCAGGCCGGGGGCUUCCCCUGACCCCUUCGGUCCUCCCCCCCAGGUGCCCUCGCGCCCCAACCGCGCCCCGCCCGGGGUCCCCAGAAUCACUAUCAGUGACCCCUGAGGAGCGUCAGCCACGGUAGGUACAGGCCUCUCCACCUGCUGCAUGAACCGGUGUGUCUGCCCCCUGCCGCACCAGCUCCACACUGCAGGGCGAACCUGGGACCUCAGAGGCAGGCCCCCUCCCUCUCCCUUCUGUAGCUCCAGACUUAUUCUUUCCUCUUUCUGUCCUCGCUGCCAGCUGGCUCUCUCACCUCCCUUCUCAGCGAGCCUCGGGACUCAGUGCCACUGCCCAAGACCUCCAUGGCUGAGCCUGGGGAGGUCUUGGGACAGGCUCCGCACCCAAGCAGGCAAAGCUGGGUGCUCUCUGGAGGCGUCAGAAAGAGCGCAGAGCUCAUGGUUCGUGGUGUUAGGGGCAGGGAGCUUGGCUGGACUCAGGCACCCAGAGGCCUUGGCGUCUCACCCUGGGGUGCCACACUCACUCCCCGAUCUGAGCCCUGCCGCGGGGGCAGGGCAGCCAGCUCCCAGCCUGGGAGCUCUGGAAACCGAAUCCACGAUAGGGCAGAGGAAGUCAAAGUCCCACCUCCUUUAUCGAGCCAGCAAGCGAGCAGCAGCUGGGGGUGAAGGCUCUGGUUAUUUGAUGAUUUGGGAAAGCCUGAGUGUCCCCCCCACCAUCAGCCCAGAGCACAGCUCACAGGCCAGGCAGGUCACACCGCCCCUUCCCCUGCCUCCGCGGUACUGUCACUCCUGCUGGUGCAGGACUGAAGGCAGCGUCCUCAGCCCCAGGUGGAGCACCGUAGCCGGCCCGCAGGCUCAUCCACCUGGGCCUGUUGCUCCUAGGGGUGACCUCCACUUUUCCGCUAAGGGGAUGACGGUGUCUGCGGACCUGGGCAAGCCAGCUUCUCUGAGUUCCGCCCCAGCUGGGCCCCAAACUCACCCAGCGAGCCUGCCUGCCACUCCGCACCUGCGCUGACUCUUGCUCUUCUGCUUUUCCCCAGCAGGAAGGGCCCAGCCUCACCUACGCGACCUGCGGCCCCCCGACCAGCUGAGGCUCCCCUCUUAGACUUAUAAGCCUGUGGCCACUGGCAUCCGGCCGCCUGCCCUCCCUGCCUCCCCAGGGUCCCUAUAGAGGACUCGUGGGCUUUCUGCCCACCCAGAGGGGCCUCUAGCGCUCCCUCCAGCCAUUCUGUUAGCUUUGCCCUCCUGGUUCAAACAGUGUUCUUUCUCGUGUGUUCCUCCAUCAGGCCUGGUGGCUGUCGCGUGGGGCUCACGGCCCCAUACUCCCUGAGGCUAGGGAUGGCCCUGCGCCAGUGGGUUGAAAGACAGGGGGCCAGAGAAGAGGGAAGCCAGAGGGGGCCGAGCACGUGUCUGGAGCUGUGGGUGCACUGCCUGGUGGUGUGUGAGAGUCUAGCGUGUGUGGAGGGGUGGGCGCUGCCCCAGCCUUUACCCCAGACCCCCGUGAGGCUCUGGCCCCUGCCCAUCUCCUGCCCUUCUACCUUCCCUUUCUCGUCUCUCUUCUCUAUUCCAGAAUCCUUGCCCACACCUGGGUCUUCUGCCCCUCCCCUCCUCUCCCCUGACUGCCGGGCUAGGCUGCCCUUGCCUUACCAGCUCUCUCCCCCUUUUCUCUCUCCCGUUCUCUCUUUGCUUUCUCUCCAACUGCCAGCCGAUCGGGUCAGGCAAGUCCAUCCCGACCUGAGAGCCCCAGGCCCCCCUUCGACCUCUAACCAGAUCCCUCCUAUUCCUCGGAGACCUCCCUUUCCAAGCCUGCCUGGACGGCUGUUCUGUGACUUGACAGUGGCUACCCGGCCCCAGAGCUUCCCCUUCAUCUGUGACUUAGUCUGUUGUAGUGGUGAGCUGACACA
Messenger RNA from Aethalodelphis obliquidens (Pacific white-sided dolphin), 4417 nucleotides. It is a transcript of the gene DNM1, whose product is annotated as dynamin 1. Gene Ontology annotation, cellular component: cytoplasm; synapse; microtubule. The record is from RefSeq and is a predicted model, not a curated record. Gene Ontology annotation, biological process: receptor internalization; synaptic vesicle budding from presynaptic endocytic zone membrane. Gene Ontology annotation, molecular function: microtubule binding; GTPase activity; GTP binding. The coding region runs from base 64 to 2619 and encodes 851 amino acids. The transcript is spliced from 22 exons. Lineage: Eukaryota; Metazoa; Chordata; Mammalia; Artiodactyla; Delphinidae.